UGGGUUUUGCUCUGGGUUUUGCCCUCCAGGGACCAUGUUUCGUGACAAGGCGGCGGCAAGCGUGACCGUGAGCGGUCAGUGUCUGAGCUCUGGCAACAGAUCCGGCGAUUAUGAGGAAGACAGGCAGAAGGUCAUGGCCCCCCUCACCUUGAAAGGGCAGAGCAGAGAGUACCAAAGGCACAAUAAAUCCACAAAAGGAUUUGCAGGGUCCUCCUCAAGUUUGCAGCAGCUGGAUAGCCUAGACUUUGUCUCCCCUAGUGCCUUGGCGGACGAUUCUGUCGUCGUCGUCGGAAAAGGAGUGUUUGGAAGCCCGCCAGCAGCUUCGCUCAGCUGUGGCCAAUCGCUGGUGUUCCCCGUGGAGAACGGAGAUUCGCCUUCCCUCAAAGCAACCGUGGAGCCUCUUUCUGGGAUUUAUGGGAGAGCCGUCCCCCAGCAGACCCCUGCGCCUUACCUCGACACAGACACCGAAAGAGAUGUGAAAGCAGCCCUGUCCAAAUCUGCUCGGGAGAAAAUGAGACAGAGGAAGAAAGAAGGAACAGAACAUCAGGAUGUCAGAGGUCUUGAAAGAAACCAGCCGAGCCCUUGGGAGCCCUUUAAGCAAAAUGACUCUGAAAAGAUGGUGCCAGAAACUAGGAACACACCGUUUACUCCUCUGUUGAAGAGAACUUCCAGUGUGAAACGGACGCAGCCUGCGGCGCUUGGAGAAUCAGGUUCGCGGAUGCCCUUCAGGGAUGGGAUGCUGAUCACAUGCAGCACAGAUAUCCUGGGAUCGGUGGAGCUGAGGCCUUUCUCCAAGCCGGAGGCGGCCCUUUCGGAAGCGCUGCAAUAUCUUGCCAAUGAGGACUG
Sphaerodactylus townsendi is the source of this 846-nucleotide messenger RNA. RefSeq names its product TOG array regulator of axonemal microtubules protein 1-like. The record is from RefSeq and is a predicted model, not a curated record. The transcript is spliced from 6 exons. NCBI's taxonomy places the organism in Eukaryota, Metazoa, Chordata, Lepidosauria, Squamata, Sphaerodactylidae. The annotation marks the transcript as partial.